CGUGCAGGAUCUCUCGUUCGGGCAUCAGUCUCAGUUUGUCUACACUGCCAGACACAAUCCCCUCACAAACCAACAUGUUCAAGCUCGUUGUUUUGUUCGCCGUGAUCGCUGUUGCCGCCGCCAAGCCCGGUUUCCUGGCUGCAGUUCCGGCUGUUGAGACGCGCACCGCUGUGAUCGGUGAAACUACCGUGGAAUCCCACGGCAACGCCGUGGUUCAUGCUGCUGCUCCAGUCACCACCAGCAUCAGCAGCCCAGCCCUCAUUGAGUCCAGAGCCAUCCUCCCCGCUGUUGCUCCAGUUGUCCACUCAGCGCCUUUCAUCACCUACCCUGCUCCAGCUCCUGUCUUUGCCUCUUAUCGAUACGGACCUCAGUACUUUUAAAUCUGUCGAUUCCUCUAACUUUACUCAUACUUUAUUAUCAUUUUCACUGUUUUGAUAUUUAAUGCAUGCGUGUCGUGUUUUAUCGAAAUCCAUUUGUUUGUCAGUGCCUGCUUAAAUUUUCGUACAGCUGAAACUUUCUCAUUAUUGAUGUCGAUCGAUACAACGUAUGUACCGUCCAUCCCAUUGUCAUUUUGAGUGCGCCAUUACUUCUGCUUACCCAUGGACAUCACUUGAAUCGAAGAGUUGCAAGAAGACCAUUGUUACACGACAAUAUUUCUUGUCGUAACAGCUCAUGCAAUAAUGA
Messenger RNA from Phymastichus coffea, 684 nucleotides. RefSeq lists its product as uncharacterized. The coding region runs from base 75 to 380 and encodes 101 amino acids. The record is from RefSeq and is a predicted model, not a curated record. The transcript is spliced from 2 exons. NCBI's taxonomy places the organism in Eukaryota, Metazoa, Arthropoda, Insecta, Hymenoptera, Eulophidae.